AUGCGAAAGUUAACCCAACAAACGCACCUGGGAAAUGAUUGACCCACUCGUUAGCUGAGCCAUGGAGGAGCUGACAACGUCUGUUCGACAGCAACACAAGUUCAGUGUUGGCAAACUGCAAAUAUAUCUGUCUGCCGAGUCACUGACCGUGUCCAACAAUGACACGCUCACUGUUAGACAGUAUAGCGCUGGCCAGUCAAACCCAACCUUCCUCAUUCAAUCCCCCUCAGACGAGCAUGUUCUCAGGAAGAAACCGCCAGGCGAGCUGCUUCCAGGAGCUCACAAGGUGGACAGGGAGUAUCGGGUGCAGAAGGCCCUCUUCUCAGCUGGAUUCCCUGUACCUCAGCCUCUCUUGCACUGCACUGAUGCUGAAAUCAUUGGAACAGAAUUCUACUUGAUGGAGCAUGUGAGGGGCCGUAUAUUCAGGGAUCUUCGUCUCCCUGGAGUGAGUGCAGCGGAGAGAGCAGCCCUCUAUGUGGCCGCAGUAGAAACGUUGGCAAAGCUACACUCACUGGACCUGGCAUCACUGAACCUUGAAGGAUAUGGGAAAGGAUCAGGUUACUGCAAGAGACAAGUGUCCACCUGGACAAAGCAGUACACCGCAGCAGCCCACCGAGACAUUCCAGCCGUGAAUGAACUGUCUGAUUGGUUGAUGAAGAAUUUGCCAGCCACUGACGACGAGGUCACGCUUGUGCAUGGAGAUUUCCGAUUGGACAACUUGAUAUUCCAUCCAAGAGAGGCGCGUGUGAUGGCAGUCUUGGACUGGGAGCUGUCUACCACUGGGCAGCCGUUGGCGGACCUGGCCUAUUUCCUCAUGCCUCACUACUGGCCCACAAGCAUGAACAUCACAAGCACCAUGGGCAGCUUAAAGGGAAUAGAAGGCAUCCCAACUGUGGAAGAGCUGAUUUCCAUUUACUGCCGAGUCCGGGGGAUCCCGUCUGCUUUGCCACAGUUGAAUUUCUACCUGGCCCUGUCUGUCUUUAAAAUGGCAGGAAUUGCACAGGGGAUCUAUGCACGCCACCUACUGGGUAAUGCCAGUGCUCCCAAUGCAGCACAGUUCGGCCAGUGUGUGGAGCCCUUGGCUAAGGUUGCCUUGCAGCUUGCACAUAGGUCUGACACCGGUCCAGCAGGAGAUGGCCUGUUCCUGCAGACGGCCAGAGGUCAGGAUGUUCUGCAGCAGGUCAAAGACUUCAUGAGACAAUACGUGCUUCCUGCUCAGGAGGAAGUCGCAGAGUACUACUCCAAACACGCUCAGUCUCCACAGAGGUGGCACACCCCGACUGUAAUACAGGAUCUAAAGGUGAAGGCGAGGGAGGCGGGGCUGUGGAACCUGUUCCUGCCUGCGGUCAGCGGCCUCAGUCAGUUGGACUAUGCCUACAUUGCAGAGGAAACUGGACGUUGCUUUUUUGCCCCUGAAGUCUUCAACUGCCAGGCUCCUGACACGGGAAACAUGGAGGUGCUCCACAUGUUUGGCAGUGAGGACCAGAAGAGCAAAUGGCUGGAGCCUCUGCUCAAAGGAGAGAUUCGCUCCUGCUUCUGUAUGACAGAGCCUGAUGUGGCCUCCAGUGAUGCAACCAACAUGGAGUGCACCCUUAGCAGGGAUGAAGACAACUUCGUCAUAAACGGCAAGAAAUGGUGGAUCAGUGGUGCUGGCAACCCCCAAUGCAACGUGGCCAUCGUGAUGUGCAGGAGCGACUCUCAGGAUGUUAAAACCAGACACGGCCAACACAGCAUGGUCCUCGUGCCCAUGGACACGCCGGGCGUGAAGCUCGUCCGACCGCUCACUGUGUUUGGACAGGACGAUGCCAUCCACGGCGGACACUUCGAAGUGCACUUUGAAAACGUGCGUGUCCCGAAACGUAACAUUAUCUUGGGGGAAGGCCGGGGGUUUGAGAUCGCCCAGGGUCGUCUGGGGCCGGGCCGGCUGCACCACUGCAUGAGGGCUGUCGGUCUGGCCGAGUUGGCCCUGGAGCUGCUCUGCCAGCGGGCGGCCUCCAGGCACACGUUCGGAAAGAAGUUGUACCAACAUGAGGUCGUCGCUCACUGGAUUGCAGAAUGCCGAAUCACGAUAGAGCAGACGCGCCUGCUGACUCUGCACGCUGCUCGAGCCCUGGACACGCGGGGCAGCCGGGCUGCUCGCAAACAGAUUGCUAUGAUCAAGGUGGCAGCAGCGAGGAUGGCGUGUCAGGUGGUGGACUGUGCGAUACAGGUCUAUGGAGGAGCAGGUGUGUCUGGAGACUUCCCACUAGCACAGAUGUAUUCAUAUGUGCGGACGCUCCGCAUUGCUGAUGGGCCAGAUGAGGUGCACCUCUCCACCAUCGCUCAGCUGGAGCUGAGGGACCAACUCAAGAAGGCACGGGCCAAGCUGUGAAGUAAUUACAUCCUGUGGCCACAACUUUUUAAUCAAUGACUAUUUGCCUUAAUAAAAUUGUUCUCACUAAAUGUCUAAUGGAAAAAGGCUUUGUGAAACUCGUGCCAUCAAAACAAGUAAUUGGUUGUAUAUUUUUCACUGCAACGGACUAAAUAAAAAUAUUACAGUUUCUGAAUGUC
Messenger RNA from Pseudoliparis swirei, 2550 nucleotides. RefSeq names its product acyl-CoA dehydrogenase family, member 11 (gene acad11). The record is from RefSeq and is a predicted model, not a curated record. Gene Ontology annotation, molecular function: flavin adenine dinucleotide binding; oxidoreductase activity, acting on the CH-CH group of donors. Lineage: Eukaryota; Metazoa; Chordata; Actinopteri; Perciformes; Liparidae. Gene Ontology annotation, cellular component: mitochondrion.